This is a messenger RNA of Trifolium pratense (red clover), 1020 nucleotides long. RefSeq lists its product as uncharacterized. Bases 168 to 848 code for a protein of 226 amino acids. The record is from RefSeq and is a predicted model, not a curated record. NCBI's taxonomy places the organism in Eukaryota, Viridiplantae, Streptophyta, Magnoliopsida, Fabales, Fabaceae. The transcript is spliced from 2 exons.
AAACGUAAAGGACCAAAUUGAAACCUAAAAUAAACGUAAGGGACCAAAUGUAUAGUUAAACCAAUAAAUAAUAUGCAGUCAUUUCAUAGAACAUUGUUAAAUUGAAAAAACUCAAAUUUCUUUUUUCCUAACAUUUCUAUUGUUCAUUGAUUUUAUAGGUUGCUGUGAUGCUUCCGAAGAUGUUUUCUGCUGAUUUUCGACACAAAAUUUAUCGUUUUGCAACUUUGGUAGAUCCGUUCGCGAAUCAAUUUGAAGUAUUAGUCGAAAAAAUUAACAAUAAUAUUUAUCUAACGCAUGGCUGGUAUGCUUUAAAAGAUUUUUACAAUAUCAACUGUAUCGAGGCUUGGGUUACAUUGGUAUACACCGGAAGAGGACAAUUUGGUAUAAUUUUAAGGGAUAGGUUUCGUGCAGUUAUAGAUCCACCAAAAUUUGAACCUCCUAUGAAAUUCAAAUUAUAUAAAUCGCGUGUUGGGUCUGACUUUGUAGCUGAUCUCCUAGAAGAUACGAAUCUUCUGUCGUAUACUCAUGAAAUUGGUGUUGAUGACAUCACUUUCGAGAAAAAAUUAAGUGCUUAUGACAUUACCACAAAGUUUUUGAUGGUACCGUAUGAAGAGUUUGGUGAGAAAGCUUUUAAGAAGAAAAUGACUACAAUUGAGAUUGUUGAUGACUCUGGAAACAUAUGGAAGUGUAUUAUCAUAUGUGGUUCUUUUCAAUACAAACAUUAUAAGAUUGGUGGCGAGUGGAAAAGAUUGGUGGCGGCAAGGAGAAUUGAUGUCGGCGACAUGAUUAAACUUCAUUGUGAUGUGCUUGGAAAGGAUGAUCAUCUUUAUAUCAAACUUAAUCGUUGAUUUUUUUUCUUUCAAUCUUAUACUUUUAAUCGAAUGUUUCGUGUUUCAUUUUUUACCGUCGGGUGUAAUGUUGAAGAUUUUGCUACAAAUUCAUUCAUGUUUCUCCACUACUUUAUUUAUUUUAAUCAGGACAUUAUAAGAGAUAUAUUUGUAUGAAUGGUCAUAGCUGCAA